AUAUAUUACAAGAAUAAACUUGUUUUAACAAUGAGAAUUUUACCAAACCCCUAUUCGUUUGUCAAAUGACAGUUAGCAGCCAACCCUGAACUAAAAGUAUACCAAAUUAAUGCUUUAGAUUUUCCAACUUCCUUUCCCAAUAAUUCCAAUCAACCUUUUUCAAAGAGUACACACCAAGUCCAAUAUAAGGUACUCCCCUUUUCUUUCACUUUCUACUUCCAUAUAUAAACAUAAAAAAAAAAAAUACUCUCACCUCAUUCAUUAUAACCAACUAGCUAAAUCUUUUCUUCUAAACGCUCUCUUCUUGAAUCACAACACCAAAGUUUAUAGAGGAAAAAAAAUAAAAAAUCCUAGAUGAGCCGUGGAGAGAUCAUAAUUGUUUAUAAUGUUAUUUUGGUUAUACUUGCAAUUAUUAUCACAAUUCUUGUGAUCCUCCUCUUCAUUUGUUGCAAGAAAAAACCAAUCAAGGCUGAAGAAACUCUUCCUACUAAGCAAAUUGCAUGCUCUUAUUCCUUAAUGGAUAUUCAUGCAGCGACGGAUGGAUUCAAUUAUCGAAGAAUCAUCGGUCAAGGCCGUAUAGGAACUGUAUAUGCAAGUAUAUUGCCAAAUGGAGAUCAACAAGUUGCUAUAAAAAGGAUUCAUCCAAGGCUUGUUUUGAGCAAUGCUGGCUUUGGUUUCUCGUCGAUGAUGAAAUGGCUUUCUUUAGCUGAUCACCCUAACAUCGUGCCAAUUUUAGGGUUUUCGGAGGCUCCCGGGGAGAGAAUUGUAGUUAUGGAAUUCGGAGGUAUGUUGAGUCUUGAUUUUUAUUUGCAUCAAAAUCGCGAUGAUGGCACGUCCCUAUUGGAUUGGAAUUGUAGGUUGAGAGUUGCUGCGGGUGCUGCUAGAGGAAUAGAAUAUUUGCACGAAGUUAUGGCGCCACAUAUAGUCCAUGGUUGCAUUAAGCCUUCAAAUAUUCUAAUAGAUGUCAAAUUUUGUGCUAGGGUUUGUGAUUAUGGGUUGUACUUUUUCUUGCGAAAUUAUGAUCAAAGGAAAUUAGGGCUAAUGGGGUAUAUUGAUGAUGAAUAUUGGAUUGGUAAUGAAAAAAGGGGUUGUUCUAAAGAAAGUGAUGUGUAUGGAUUAGGUGUGGUUUUGUUGGAGUUGUUGAGUGGGAGGAGAAGUGAUCAACAAGGGUUACUUGUGAAAUGGGCAUUACCAUUGAUUAAAGAAAUGAAAUUUAGUGAACUUUUGGACAAUAGACUUGUGUUGCCAAGUGAUAUUAGGCCACUUGUUAGAUUGGCUAAAGUUGCUUUAGCUUGUGUUGGGAAUUCAAGAAAGAGUAGGCCUUCAAUUGUCCAAGUCGCUGCCAUUUUGAACAGCUUAGAAGUUGGAUUAUUAAGCUUCUGAUCAUUAGUCAAGUCACAAAAUAUUGUCAUGCUUAGGUGGCAUUUGUUUGAAAUGUCAGAGUUUAUAUAAAUUUGUUUAUUUAUUUAUUUUUUGAAUUUUUGUAAAUAAUAGUUCAUUUGAGUUAAAAUUUGAAAAAGUGUUUUUUGGGGAAAAAUCUAAAUU
Molecule: messenger RNA, 1545 nt
Organism: Lycium barbarum (goji berry)
Lineage: Eukaryota; Viridiplantae; Streptophyta; Magnoliopsida; Solanales; Solanaceae
Product: serine/threonine-protein kinase-like protein ACR4
Exons: 1
Coding region: 355-1383 (342 amino acids)
Biological process (GO): protein phosphorylation
Cellular component (GO): plasma membrane
Molecular function (GO): protein kinase activity; ATP binding
Source: RefSeq, a predicted model, not a curated record